This is a messenger RNA of Lotus japonicus, 765 nucleotides long. Its product is annotated as putative F-box protein At1g67623. The record is from RefSeq and is a predicted model, not a curated record. Lineage: Eukaryota; Viridiplantae; Streptophyta; Magnoliopsida; Fabales; Fabaceae. The transcript has a single exon. The coding region runs from base 1 to 765 and encodes 254 amino acids.
AUGACUUAUUCAAUAUUAGUGAAGUGGGCAAGGCACAAGAGACGAAGCACUCGUAAAGGUUCCCAUUCCACCUCGACUAUAAAAAUACUUCUAAGAGACUUGUUAGUAGAGGUGGUUGCAAAGGUGGCCUCACACUCACUCAUCGAUCUUCAAAACAUCAAAAGAUGUUGUAAAGGUUUUCUUGAUGCUAGUGAGGAUAGCUAUGUUUGGCAACGAGUUUCAUUGGACACAUUCCUGCUAAUCCAAUGGCUUCCUAAUGACGAAGUAUCAUCAUUCUUGAAACGCUGCAGGAAAUGUGGAAACAUUGAGAGCUUGUACAGAGAAGGAUUGAGAGAAUAUUUUGAUUAUCCAAAUGGAAAAAUUGAUGGUCUUGAGAUGUUGAAGGUAGCUGCUCAAAAGGGCCACAAGGAAGCAAAAUAUGUGUGUGGUAUGAUUUUAUUAUGCUCUAAACAUAAAGAGUUGAGAAAACAAGGACUUGAGUAUAUGCGUCAACUGAGAAAUUCCAAGUGCGUUGUAAGCUCUAGAAAGAAAGUGAAACAAUUAGUGGGCUCAGUGUGGAAAAAUAAUGGAAUGUUGAAGCGUAAUCAGAGCCCUCUAUUCAAUUCCAAGAGCACAUGCAAAGGGUGGAAAGUGAAGACAGGUAUAUGGAUAUUACUAGAUGAUGAUGAUGAUGAUAAUAAUAAUGGUGACGACAUUAGCUUAUGCGAAUACUGUAGGUGGGACCAUGAGUUAGAAUUUUUUUAUCAGGUGUUCAAUGUUCAUUAA